Molecule: messenger RNA, 1226 nt
Organism: Tauraco erythrolophus (red-crested turaco)
Lineage: Eukaryota; Metazoa; Chordata; Aves; Musophagiformes; Musophagidae
Source: RefSeq, a predicted model, not a curated record
GCGAUACAGACAAUGUAUUCUCAGUGGAUGCAGACACCGGGAAUCUAACUAUGAACAAAGUAGUAACUUCCACAGAGCCGUAUCUCUUGCAAGUCAUGGCCUCUCAGGUGAACAACAUACAGAAAUACGCCGUAGUUACUGUAGAGAUUAAGGCCAUCAAUAAAAGUGAUUAUCCGCCAUACUUUGAGAACCCGAUCUACAAUGGGACAGUGUUUGUUGGUCUGGCCCCGAGAAGCUUUGUCUUCCAAGCUGGUGAUCCUUCAAGCCCCCUGAUGAUAACAGCAGUGGAUGAUGAUUUCCCUAAUAAAGUCAACCCAAAUAUUGAGUACUACAUAAAAAACAGCACCGAUUUCAUCGCAACCAAAGAUGGACUCAUCCUGACAAGUGUGAUGCUGCAGUCACUGGGAACUGUAACCAUCGAGGCUGUUGGAAAAGAUACGGUGAGCCUGCAGGACGCGAGCACUGUAAUCGUGGUGGAGGUCGUCCUUGCUACAGCUGCAGCCUCCUCUGAUAAGACACACACUGCUCAGGAUAUGGCUAUCUUAGGUGGUACGUUAGCAGCACUGCUAUUAAUUUCCUUAGUCUUCCUUGGAGUGAUGAUAUACAAACAGUAUGGAAAACCAAUCAAAUUCCUGAUAAGGAAAAAGUUCUCCAGGGAAGUCUCUGGGGGUUACCAGAACCAAUCUUAUGAACAAGAUGAACACCCAGAUGUGAGCACCAAACAGCAUGAGACGCCAGAAAACAGCAGUGUCCAUUCGAUGACACAUGUGCUAGAACAGCCAGCGCUUUCCUUGCCGUCUUCCAAUACAGAAGAAAUUGAUAGCUUCUCAAACGCUUUUAUAGCUUCCACCAUCAUCUUUGACCGGGAAGAGAAAGAGAAAGCAGUGGAAGAAGAGCCUGAGCGUGAGAAAGAAGUGAAGUCUAUCCUCAAGACAGACAGGCACAUGGCAGAUGAUGGAUACAAAGCAGUGUGGUUUAAGACUGAUGUGGACCCAGAUGCUGGAGAGAGGGUUGAAGUGAUUGAGGAAAAUGCAGCAGAUGGUGAUGAUGAGAGUGACCAAGAUCUGCAGAAGAAUGAGAAGGAGAAAGAAGAUGGUUAUGACAAAGAUGAUCACCACAGAGGGCUGGGAGUGUCUUUUGCCUCUGAGAGCUCAUCACUCCCAGUUGCAGCAGUGACAGUCAACAUGUCUCACACAGAUGUGACAGAAGACGACACUGACAUAUAA